This is a messenger RNA of Cylicocyclus nassatus, 2649 nucleotides long. Lineage: Eukaryota; Metazoa; Nematoda; Chromadorea; Rhabditida; Strongylidae. The record is from the annotation of a GenBank genome assembly.
AGGCGCAUGUGAUGGGAUUUCUAGCUUGCGUAAAUCCCUUUGGGAUACUGCAAGACUUCUUAGCUGACUGUUUCUACAAAUAUGGGUUAUUUAUAAGCAAGCAUCCUCGAUCGUUCGCUUUGGGACCACUGAUUUUGACAUGUAUCUUAGCAAUGGGAGUUUUCAAUGUCAGGAUGGAGGAUGAUUUGCGCUUUCUAUACUCACCCGAACAUUCCCGGUCAAGAGUAGAAUAUCAAGUGCAUAGGAAUUUUACCGGAGCUUCUGCGAACAACUCAUUCGUUUCCGUCACUGUAGAAUCAAUGGAUGACGAUAAGAACCUGCUCAAUAAGGAGAAAUGCCAUCUAAUUCGAAUGCUGAACAAAUAUGUUUUGGAAAACAUGACAUUGAACAUUAGAGGAGAAGAAGUGAAUUUUGGGAAAGAUGUGUGCCCAGUACUCAAGCAGUGCACUUUUAGCAACACAAUAGCGGACAUUUUCUUCGAUACUUUUUGGAACAGUCGGCUGAGAGCAGAUCCUCGAAUCAAAAUCGAGUAUCCCAUUAUGACAUUUUUUGAAAAUAAAAUGUUUUUGCCCACGCAUCUCUAUGGAGUACGUCUUGGUGGCAAUAAUGAACUGAAAUAUGUGGAAAUGGUUCAUUUGAUCUACCAAAUUCCCGGCUAUAAGGAGGUUAACUCAGAUGAGGUGUCUGUUGCUUUUGCUGAUGCUAUACGUGGAGUACUUGGCACUCCUUUGGCCCCUUUCACCACAUCCAUUUUCAGUCUUUCUAUUUUGAAGGAGGAAAUGCAGAAAAAUGCUACUUAUACUGUACCGUUCAUUUCGCUAACGAUUCUCCUCCUUGUCAGCUUUACUGUGGGAUCAUGUAUGACCGGCGACUGGAUUACAUCAAAACCUAUCGAAGCUAUGAUAGGUGUGCUAACUUCUUCAAUGGCCAUUGUCAGCGCCGGUGGUCUGCUCUUUGCCCUUGGAGAACCUUUUAUAUACCAGGUGACAGUCAUGCCCUUCAUCGCCCUAGCUAUCGGUGUCGACGAUGUCUACGUAAUGUUGGGAGCGUGGCAAGACACCAGAAGAACGCUGUCUCCAGAUAAACGAAUGGCUCUUGCGCUGGAAGAAGCCGGGAGCGCAAUAUCUGUCACCUCCAUCACUUCGAUCCUUUCUUUUGGGAUCGGCUCAUUUUCAUCGACACCAGCAAUCUCUAUUUUUUGCAAGUUUAUUAUGGUUGCCGUAGCUUUCGAUUGGUUCUAUCAGCUGACCUUCUUUGCUGCGGUUAUGGUAUUAGGAGCUAGACGAGAGGCAGCUGGGUAUCACUGUAUAAUGGUAUGGAAGCGAUGUGAUAAGGGUGAAAUAGAGAAGGCAAAAGCUCCAGAUGCAAUUUCGCCAACAAAACAUUUCUUUAGCAAUAUCUUUGCUCCCAUCAUAUGCCAUCCAGCUGCAAGGAUUUUCAUUGUUAUAGUGUAUAUAUUCUACAUCCUCACUGCUUUCUAUGGUUGCGCACAACUGGAGCCGAACUUGACACCUUCGAGACUGGUAGUGGAUGAUUCUCCACUAAUCCACUACCUUCACUUGGCAGAAAAUCGUAUCUGGGCUGAAGGCUUGAUUGGCAGGGUCUACGUCAACAAGGCACCUAACUUCAAGGAUCCAAUUCAAAUUGAACGUAUGCUAAAUCUCGUGCAUGAUCUGGAAAGUACCCCGUACUCAAUGGGACCCAAUUCAACAUCUUUCUGGCUCCGAGACUUCAACAAUUACAGACAGUAUUUUACGGAGGAUAACGAACGCUUCUAUGCCACUCUGAAAGCUUUUCUUCAAGUCUCUUUCAACAAUCAUUGGGAAACUGACAUACACUGGACUGAUCAAGGACAAAAGACCGAGCAUGUGGACAAAUUUGUGUUCACCACUGCCUUCAAAAUAGCGAGCUGGAACGUACGCACUGAACUACUUCUUAUGUGGAGAAAUAUCACUAGUCAUUAUCCGGAAUUUGAAGCGCUCGUUUUUGAUGAGAAUAAUUUUUACUCAGAUCAAAUGUUGGAACUGCAAACAACUACUUUGCAAUCGCUUGGAACCGCGAUUUUGACUCUAAUUGCAGUAUGCAUCCUUUUUGUUGCCGAAUCCUCUAUCGUAUUUUGGGUGACAUUCAGUCUGAUCUCUAUGGACAUCGGCACAGCCGGGUUUUUAUCGCUUUGGGGUGCUGAUCUGGAUCCAACCACUGUCGUCAACAUUUUGAUGUCUAUCGGCCAAUGUAUCGACUUCGCCACACAUGUGGGCUACCGUAUCUAUCGUUCUGAAUGUAAGGACCCGGAUGAGCGCAUGCGCGAUGCUAUGGGAGCCAUAGCAUGGCCGGUGCUUCAGGCUGGCAGCUCUACGCUUCUUGCUAUUGUUGUGAUGAUUCUCGUACCAUCGAACGCAGUUCGAAUGUUCGCUCGAACAUCUGUGCUUGUCGUUGCUACGGGUUUAUUCCAUGGCCUUCUGGUGCUACCCGUCGUAAUUCGCACAUUUGCAAGUCAUGCCAAAGCUCAUGUUCCAAAGCGAAAGGACUGAUUACCGCUUUGACAAUGGUGUUAUGAUUCUAGAUCUGCUUCGCAUUUAAUCACGAUGUUCUGGUCUUGGGCUUCUUUCACUUUUCAACCUUUAUUAUCUUGCAUCAGUGUACGUGUAC